Elaeis guineensis (African oil palm) is the source of this 1656-nucleotide messenger RNA. RefSeq names its product omega-hydroxypalmitate O-feruloyl transferase. NCBI's taxonomy places the organism in Eukaryota, Viridiplantae, Streptophyta, Magnoliopsida, Arecales, Arecaceae. Gene Ontology annotation, molecular function: acyltransferase activity, transferring groups other than amino-acyl groups. The record is from RefSeq and is a predicted model, not a curated record.
GCUCCCUUCCAUGAUUCAGUAGAACAACCAUCUCUACCCUUUUUUUCACUGAAUUCUUGGCCUGUGUUUAUAGGUGCGCUCUUCCAUUGAGGUUUUGAGACACCAUCAUAUGCCCCAACUAUCAAAGAUGAUUGCAGAGCUCAAAGAGAGAUUUGAACUUAGCAUCAAGCAAGGAGAGCCAAAACUGGUCCCCCCAGCAGAGGAAACAGAGAAGGGCCUCUACUACCUCUCUAACCUGGACCAAAACAUUGCUGUCAUAGUUCAGACUAUCUACUGCUUCAAAUCAGAGGACAAAGGAAAUGACAGAGCAGCUGAAGUCAUCAAGGAGGCAUUGGCGAAGGUGCUUGUCCAUUACUAUCCGCUUGCCGGUCGGCUCACAAUUAGCCCCCAAGGGAAGCUUAUAGUAAAUUGCACAGGAGAAGGUGCAGUCUUUGUCGAGGCUGAAGCAGAUUGUGAGAUGGAAGACAUUGGAGACAUCUCCAUGGUUGACCCCCUGAUACUAGGCAAGCUUGUUUGUAGCAUUCCUGGUGCUAAAAACAUACUGGAGAUACCUCCUGUGGUAGCUCAGGUUACCAAGUUCAGCUGUGGAGGGUUCAUCCUUGGCCUAGCCAUGAAUCACUGCAUGUUUGAUGGGCUUGGUGCCAUGGAAUUUGUGAACUCAUGGGCAGAAACAGCACGGGGCCUGCCAUUAUCCGUGCCACCAUUCAUAGACCGGAAUCUGCUCAAGGCCAGGAAUCCUCCUGUCAUCAGCUUCCCCCACCAUGAAUUUGCUGAGAUUGAAGAUAUCUCUGAUGCCAGCACUCUAUACCAAGAAGAAAUGCUUUACAGAAACUUCUGCUUCGAUACCGAUAAGCUCGAGCACCUCAAGAGGAAGGCCAUGGAAGAUGGAGCUCUAAGCAAGUGUACUACUUUUGAAGCACUCUCUGGCUAUGUAUGGAAAUCCCGGACUGAGGCAUUGAAGCUCCAAUCCAAUCAGAAGACUAAACUACUGUUUGCAGUGGAUGGGAGGUCAAGGUUCAAUCCUCCCCUCCCAAAAGGCUACUUUGGCAAUGGAAUUGUGCUCACCAAUGCUCUUUGCAAUGCCGGGGAGCUCACCGAGAACCCGCUCUCAUUCGCAGUUGGGCUGGUCCAGAAGGCAGUGCACAUGGUCACCGAUGAGUACAUGAGAUCGGCCAUAGACUACUUUGAAGCGACUAGAGCUAGGCCUUCUCUGAGUUCUACUCUUUUGAUAACUACUUGGUCUAGGUUGUCCUUCCAUACUACAGAUUUUGGGUGGGGGGAGCCAAUUGAGACUGGGCCUGUGGCUCUUCCUGAGAAGGAGGUGACCUUGUUCUUGUCUCAUGGGAAGGAGAGGAAGAGCAUAAAUGUGCUUCUGGGGCUGCCAACGUCAGCAAUGCUAAAAUUCCAAGAGCUGAUGGAGAUAUAGGAAUAGAAAGAGAAGUAUUUGUUACUAUGGUGUCUCUGUUUCUCAUUUUAUAAUAUGAAUGCCUUAUUGUUUCUUGUUGGGUUUGUUUGAAGCAGGAUUGUCCGAAAAUAAUUACUCAAGUACAAGAGUAGCAGUAAUGGCUACAUUGGAAAUUUAUUUCUGUAGUUAAAUGUAUGUGGUCAGCUUAUCUUUAGAAAAUAAUUAUUAAUUUAUUGAGACUAAAUUAUGCA